Tribolium castaneum (red flour beetle) is the source of this 974-nucleotide messenger RNA. Its product is annotated as pleckstrin homology domain-containing family J member 1. Gene Ontology annotation, biological process: retrograde transport, endosome to Golgi; receptor recycling; endosome organization. The coding region runs from base 137 to 796 and encodes 219 amino acids. Lineage: Eukaryota; Metazoa; Arthropoda; Insecta; Coleoptera; Tenebrionidae. The record is from RefSeq and is a predicted model, not a curated record. The transcript has a single exon. Gene Ontology annotation, cellular component: trans-Golgi network; recycling endosome; early endosome.
UGUCACGAUGUCCCCUCUCCCUGAAAGCCCCGAGACGUCAAAAAGUUAGGCUAUGUUUACAGAAUUAAUAUUCCAAAUAAUGUAGCCCCUGCCAAAAUUUUCCCCAGUGCGCCUAAAAAUAAGUGUAUUUGUGAAAAUGCGGUUCAACGAUAGGGAGUUAGUGACAGUGGGUGAGAGCAAGCCAGACUUGGAGGGAAUCCUUCACCACAUGAAGCCCCAAGCCAACGAUUGGUCCGACUGGUACCAGCAGCCCUCAUUUAAAGAGAGACAUUUCAAACUGAUUGCGAAUUUGUUGUAUUAUUACCGGGUGAACGCCAGCGAACAAGAGCAGCAACAGCCCCUUGGGGUCCUAGUCUUAGAAAACGCACAAGUGGCUUACGAGAGGCCCCACAAAGGGAUUCCUUUCGCCUUUUCCAUCACAUUUAAAGUAAACGAUAAGUUUAAAGAUAAUGAAGCGAAACAUAUUUUUUCGUGUCGUUGCGACGCCGACGUAAACAAAUGGGUGUCAGCCUUGAAAAUGCACUCAUAUGAGUACUGGAGGUGCCAGUACAUCAUCCUCAAGACGAAAAUUAGCAUGAAGACGGGACAAGACCCCAUUUUGGACUACAUGAGGAGUAAGAAUCCCAGCGGCAGCCAGGCGAAAAAAGUGGAGGUGAAAAAAGUGAGAAACAAGGAAAAGAAAUCGACGUUUUGCAGUCACCUGGAAAGUUCCACCUUUUUUGAGAGUAGUUACACGGAAACCAAAGUUGUUACUAAAACGAGUAACAUUGCUGUGGAUAAUUUAAUAGAUUUGUAAUUAUUACCAAGAUCUCUUGCCUCAGGUCAGUGUCAAAAAAUUGUAGCUUUUAUUGUAAUAUAUUUAUUUAUUUAUGUAACUAGAUACAAAUCAAGGAACAAAACGACAAAUGCACUUAAUUUUGGCCUAACAUGACCAUUUGUACCUUUAUUUAUUGAAUAAAACUCGAUCCAUCAAA